CUAGGAGCCUUUUCGAUCGGUAGGAUGUCACCCCUUCGAGGCCCUUUCGGUCUAUGGCCUCGAGGAGGAGCCAGCCUUGGCCCUUCUUCUGUCAUCCCCCGUGUUCGUUUCCGUAACUUCCACUCAUCUCAUCCCACGCAAUAUCCGCUCUCCCGCCCUCUGCCCAAAGGCACCUGGGACAGCCACAUGCACGUUGUGGACCCGACUCGCUUUCCUUUGGCCGCCAAUGCACAGUAUCAACCGCAUCCACAUACACUCGCAGAUGCCAAAGCCUUUUACUCUCAGUACGGCAUCGAGAACAUGGUGCUCGUGCAACCGUCAAUUUACGGCGACGACAAUUCAUGUAUGCUGGAAGCACUUGAAGAAUUGACGCCCAAACAUGGGCGCGCCGUGGUAGGCUUGAAUCCAGAGACCAUCGAUGCAAAGACGCUGGAGAAGUGGCAUGCCCUUGGCGUGCGAGGAGCCAGGUUGAAUCUUGUGAGCGUGGGGAGAGAGAUCACCGAGGAUGAGCUGCGAGCUGAGCUGAAGAGCUAUGCGAAAGUGUUACGGCCCUUCAACUGGGUUCUUCAACUCUACAUCCCCUUGAAACUGGCAUUGCCACUGGUGAACGUCGUCCCAGACCUAGGGAUUAAAAUCUGCAUUGAUCAUUUCGGAUGGCCUGUUCUUCCGGAACGAUUGGAUCCAUCCACGACCCUUUAUCCAUACGACAUGCAAGGCUUCGCGUCCCUGAUGAAUCUACUUCAGGAUGGUAGGACGUGGGUGAAGCUCUCGGCGCCAUAUCGACUUUCCAAAGACCCGGAGAUGAGAGACUUGGAUCCCAUUGGCAGGGAGUUGGUCAUCAAAGGUGCGGAUCGUGUUGUCUAUGCGACGGAUUGGCCGCAUACAAGGUUUGAGAAUGUCAACUCAGACCCGUUUAUUGAGAAAUGCUAUGGAUGGUGCAAUGGCGACGACACAUUAAUCGAGAAGCUAUUUCGAAGCAAUGCUGAGAACCUUUGGGAUGUGUCCUCGGAUAUGUAGAGCUUAUCCAGCCUUGUUCGACUUGAUCCAUCUGUCCCAAGUGCUAGGCGUUGGCAUGAUUGCACCCCUGAUUAGCCACGUGUUUUUGGACGUUUGAGACGGGAACCCUUUUCGUAAAUGGAGAGAUUCUCUAUCCACA
Molecule: messenger RNA, 1156 nt
Organism: Cladophialophora immunda
Lineage: Eukaryota; Fungi; Ascomycota; Eurotiomycetes; Chaetothyriales; Herpotrichiellaceae
Exons: 1
Coding region: 25-1017 (330 amino acids)
Molecular function (GO): hydrolase activity
Source: RefSeq, a predicted model, not a curated record